This is a messenger RNA of Exophiala mesophila, 1824 nucleotides long. RefSeq lists its product as uncharacterized. The transcript has 2 exons. Lineage: Eukaryota; Fungi; Ascomycota; Eurotiomycetes; Chaetothyriales; Herpotrichiellaceae. Bases 1 to 1824 code for a protein of 607 amino acids. Gene Ontology annotation, molecular function: FAD binding. The record is from RefSeq and is a predicted model, not a curated record.
AUGUCUGAGACCAUUGAUUUCCAAGUUAUCAUCAUCGGGGGAGGAGGCUGUGGUCUCUCCAUGUCCUCAUUUCUUUCAAAUUUUGGUGUUGAUCAUGCCUUGUUUGAUAGGAAGACCAAUGCUUCUGCGCUGCCCAAGGCACAUUAUCUCAAUCAAAGGACUAUGGAAACCUUCAGGACACAUAACUUGCAGAGAGAAAUACAGGAAAAGAGCUGCCCCAUGAAAUUCAUGAGUCAGGUAGCCUGGGCAACUUCUCUGGGAGGCAACGAGAGACUGGACCGAAAGAUUAUUCAUAAGUUUGCAUGCUUUGGCAAUGACAAUACAUCGGAGAAAGCGCGUGCAUACCAGAUGGAUAGCCCAGAACGGUCUGCCAAUGUUCCCCUCUGCAGAAUGGAACCGAUACUUCGACGGAUGGCAGAAGAGAAAAACAUUGGUGGAAUACGAUUUGGACACGAAGUCGUCGAUUUCGAAGACCGAGGCAACCAUGUCGAGGUCACAGUCAAGGAUCAACAUGAUACUGUGAAGACAUAUCGCUGCCGCUACCUUGUGGGUGCUGAUGGGGGACGAUUAGUAGGUCAUAAACUUGGUAUCACCAUGGAGGGGCGUACCGGCAUCACCGACAUGGUCUCUGUGCAUUUCGGGGCAGAUCUGUCCGAAUACUGGGACGACAGAUUCUUUGCCUGCCACUUCAUAAACGGAAAUUGUGGUACCGUCUUGGAGAGUGGAGCCAUAGUUCCUAUGGGACCGACCUGGGGGAAAGGCUCUGAGGAUUGGGUCUUCCAUUUCGGUUUUGCGUUGGACGACGAAGCACGCUUCCAAGAGGAGAAGCUAAUUCCACGUAUUCGGGACCUACUGAAAAUCCCAGACUUACAAAUCGACAUUCAUCGGAUUAGCCACUGGAUUAUUGAGCGUGUUUUGGCGGAUCGGUAUCGCAUGGGGAACGUGUUCCUUGCUGGAGAUGCUGCCCACAAACGGCCUCCGACUACAGGGCUGGGGCUGAAUACAGCCAUUGAAGAUGCUCUAAACCUGUCAUGGAAGUUGGCCAUGGUCAUCAAACAUGAAGUCAGCGAGAAGAUUCUGGACACAUAUGAAACGGAGAGACGUCCAGUCGGCAAGAGAAAUUGUGAUUGGGGCCUUUUCACAUUCGAGAAUUCCGCCGUCAUAAACGCUGCCAUCGGCCUCGUUGCUGGGCAGACUGAGAACAACAAAGCCAGAUUUGAGGCUUUGUACGAGGACUCGCUGACAGGAAGGGCUAUCCAAGCGCAAGUCCGCAAGAUGAUCGAAUCACAAUGCAUUGAAUUUGGAGCACAUGGAAUUGAGCUUGGGUUUACGUACGACGAGGGUCUGAGGAUAGCUGAUGGCACUGAGGAGCCUGAAAUCGACCCUCUUGGUCAGACAUACAGUCCAACUACUCGGCCAGGCCAUCGGCUGCCUCAUGCAUGGCUGCAGCUCCAUCUAGACGACUCGAUAGUCUCUACCCACGAUCUCGUAGGGUUCAAAGGCUCAUUCUUGUUGCUAACUGAUGAUUCUGGGAAGAGUUGGAUCGAGGCCUCGAAACGAUUGAUUGCGCGCCACAAAGUCCCUAUUGCAGUCGCGCAAGUCGGAUCACAAUACAAGGAUAUGGAAGAUCAAUGGGAACAAUGCGGACAACUAAAGGAAGGUGGUGCAAUUUUGGUUCGGCCAGAUAAUUUCGUCGCCUGGCGCUCCAAAGGCCCAUCCAACACAGGUGGCAGGGAGCUUGAGGAUGCUUUCAACUCAUUGCUUGGUUUAAGUUGGCUUGCGGGCAAGACACUACACUACAUCACUCCAUAUACUUUGCUCUGA